Messenger RNA from Ceratitis capitata (Mediterranean fruit fly), 799 nucleotides. RefSeq names its product small nuclear ribonucleoprotein-associated protein B (gene SmB). NCBI's taxonomy places the organism in Eukaryota, Metazoa, Arthropoda, Insecta, Diptera, Tephritidae. The transcript is spliced from 2 exons. Gene Ontology annotation, biological process: mRNA splicing, via spliceosome. Gene Ontology annotation, cellular component: U1 snRNP; U2 snRNP; U4/U6 x U5 tri-snRNP complex. Bases 123 to 716 code for a protein of 197 amino acids. Gene Ontology annotation, molecular function: RNA binding. The record is from RefSeq and is a predicted model, not a curated record.
UCAUGUGGCAACACUAAUAAUUUUCUUGAAGCGGUGUGUUUGACAGUUUUUCCAUAAAACGCGAAAAAUUCAUCUUAUAAUCGUUUAUAUUUUGCUGCUGUUUUUUAAAAAAUAUAGCAAUCAUGACGAUUGGAAAGAAUAACAAAAUGAUCCAGCACCUUAACUAUAGGGUGCGGAUCAUGCUACAAGAUUCGCGCACAUUCAUCGGCACUUUCAAAGCAUUCGACAAACACAUGAAUUUAAUACUUGGAGAUUGUGAAGAAUUUCGUAAAAUUCGUUCGAAAAACUCUAAAGUACCGGAACGUGAGGAGAAACGAGUUUUGGGUUUUGUACUGUUACGUGGAGAUAACAUUGUCUCGAUGACCGUCGAGGGACCACCACCACCAGAGGAGGGACUACCCCGUGUACCUAUGCCUGGCGCUGUUGCCGGUCCUGGUUUGGGACGUGCAGCUGGACGUGGUAUGCCAGUAAAUAUUGCUUCAGCACCAGCAGGCUUACAGGGUCCAGUGAGAGGUGUUGGUGGACCAGCGCAACAACAUAUGACACCAAUGGGUAGAGGCGUGCCGCGAAAUCCCAUGAUUGGUGCACCUUUACCAGGUAUGGUACCCGGUGUUAUGCCACCGAUGCCCGGUGGUAUGGGACGUGGAGGCCCACCGAUGCGUGGACCACCACCCGGUAUGAUGCGCGCACCACCACCAGGACGUGGCGGUUACUAAAUGUCUACAGAUGUGUAUUGAAUAAAGUAUAUGUAUUUUACCUUUCUACUUAAAUUUAAAUAAAAUGCUGGAUUAUGUGAAAA